AUGGUAAGCCUCAGUUUCAUCAUUGGAGCAAUAGGUAGGGGAGCAUUUCGGCGUAUUGUGAAGCAUCGAUCAACAGAAGAGUUUGAGAGCCUUCCUUAUGUUUGCACACUACUGAACUCUUCCUUGUGGACUUACUAUGGAAUUAUAAAGGCUGGAGAGUUUCUUGUUGCCACCAUAAAUGGAUUUGGUGUUGUGGUUGAGAUUGUUUUCUUGGUCUUGUUCCUUGUUUUUGCACCUCCAAGAAUGAGGGAAAAGACUGCCAUACUUAUUGGAAUUUUCGAUGUGGGAUUUCUAGCAGCAGCAAUAUUGGUCUGCCAGUUCUUAUUGGAUGGUGAUAUGAAGAUUGCUGUCGUGGGAUUCUUGGGUGCUGGGCUUAACAUAGUCAUGUAUGUUUCCCCUCUUGCAGCCAUGAAAACAGUGGUGAGGACUAAAAGCGUGGAGUAUAUGCCUUUCUUUCUCUCACUUUUCGUUUUCUUGAAUGGAGGGAUAUGGGCUUGCUAUGCCGUGCUAAAGAAAGACUGGUUUCUAGGAGUGCCAAAUGUAGCUGGAUUUUUUCUUGGAGCAGCUCAACUAAUACUAUACGCAAUAUAUUGGAAACCCAAGUCAUCAAAGAAUAUAGCAUCAAAGGAUUUAGAGGAUGGUUCGCAGCGUGAACACCUUUUACCAUAUGCCAGCUCAGUUAACGAAAAUGUCAAUGAAGGAUAG
Messenger RNA from Dovyalis caffra, 705 nucleotides. The record is from the annotation of a GenBank genome assembly. NCBI's taxonomy places the organism in Eukaryota, Viridiplantae, Streptophyta, Magnoliopsida, Malpighiales, Salicaceae.